Messenger RNA from Acanthosepion pharaonis, 2022 nucleotides. The record is from the annotation of a GenBank genome assembly. NCBI's taxonomy places the organism in Eukaryota, Metazoa, Mollusca, Cephalopoda, Sepiida, Sepiidae.
AUGUAUUUUCUUCUUUUGGGGUCCACUUUCAAAACUUCCCUUCGAUUUCUUUUACUAACACGGUGUUUUCGAGUAGUUAUAACUGGAGGAUUUAUUUAUGAUUUGACAGGAAAAAAAAAGGAAUUUGCCAUGAACUGGAAAUUACUAUAUUUGGUUUCCUUAUUCAGUUACUGUGGAACAAGUGCGCCACUAGUUUUGACACCCAAUGAUCCUUUUGCAUUUCUUGGUGAGUGUCUAAAACUAAACUGUACACUAUCAUCCACUCAGUAUGGCAAUUCCUCCACACUUUACUAUACCUUCAAAGAAAAUAUCUUCUCUAGUGACCACUAUAAAAUUGUUGAUGAGAAAACGAUGGAAUUCACCAAGUGCAUACAAGAUAUAAGUGAAGCUGGAACAUACAUUUGUAAACAAAAUUUCACCAAUGCUCAAAACCAAAUGGAACUUCUUUUUGAUGGACAAGUUGUUCGUAUAGAAAAAGCUUUGGUUCCAAUUCCAAAAGAUUCAAUUCAUUGCAUUGUUACAAAUUGGAAGUAUAUGAAUUGUACAUGGAGUCUGGGCGAAAACUAUUUACAGAAAAAUGAAAUCAAUGUCAGCUUAAGUUUCAAAAUAAUAAAUAUAGCAAAGUGUCCCAAACUUUUGCAAACUUCAUGUCAAUGGAGCAGAAGGUAUGCUGACCUGACCAUGCCUAUGAAAAUUAACCUUACUGUAUUUCAUCAGAGAAAACCAGAAAAAAAAUUUGUAACAUAUUUUGAACUACCUCGGGAUAAAAUAGUAAAGCCAGCUCAAGUACAAUUAAGUUCAAAUCCAACAUUUACCAACAGUUCCUGCUUCAAGAUUGAAUGGAGACACCAAUAUUUUUUUAAAGUCAAAUAUAAUAUCACCUUAAAUUCUAAAUUUGAUGGAAACAAAACAAUUCUUAGAAAUGUUAAAAAUUUGGAGGUUUGUGAUCUUCUUCCUGGAGAAACAUAUAAAGUUGGUAUUUCUGCUUUUCCCAAAAAGGGUCCUGGUAUUUGGAGUGAACCACGUUUUUUAUUCAUUCAUAUCAACAGAACAUAUCCAAGUCAGCCGCCAUCUUUGACUCAAAGUAGUUUUAAAUGGGAUGAAAAUCAUUCUACUGUUGUUCUUUAUUGGCAGUGUCUUAUACGUAGUGAAUAUGGUGCUAAUGAAGUUGAUCUUCAAUGGUUGAAUGUCAGUGCUAACAAAAGCUCGGUAAUAUUGCAACUAGAGAAUAACAGCAAGUACUCAUUUGGUGUGGCAGCUGAGAACUUCAAUGGUUCCAGUGGACUAACUUGGGGACGUUGUUUUUACUACAAGAAAAGACCCCUAAAACCAGUUGAUGAAUUUUCAGUGGAGCCAUUUUAUGAUAAACUGCAGAUUGAUUGGAAACCCUAUGAUUGUUUCGUUGAAAAAGCUUACAUUAUUGAAUACAAAAUCAAGUAUUGUAAAGCUUUGAAUAAUUCACAAUGUAAUGAAGCUGUGAAAGAGAAAACUGUUCACAGAACUGAAAGAAAAUUCCAGACUCCUAAACUGUCCCCAGAUUAUUAUCUUGUCUGGGUUGAGCCACUCACAUAUGGUGGAUCUGGACCAUCAAGUGUAAAAAAGAUGGUAAAAAUAUCUUCCAGUUCUUUGAGCACUGCCAUUAUCGUUGUUAUAGCAAUUGCCUCAUUUCUGGUAUCAAUAUUCAUCAUUCUGGGAUGUGUUUAUGCUUACAAAAAAUGCUCUUAUCAGAUUGCCAAGUGUGAUCCAUCAAUUGAUUUUCCUGUGGUACCUCAAAAUUCUUAUGACACCCUUGGAACACAUAGAGUGAACACUUCUGCAACAACGCAUUCUGAAGGUAGCAGCCUUACAUCCUCUGCAAAUACGGAAAUUACUCAACUGUUUGUGAAUUUUCCUUCUUUGAGUAAUGAUAAGGACUCUGACAUUUCUCACCAGUUCACCACUGUUAAACACUUCUAUCUAUCUAUCUAUCUAUCUAUCUAUCUAUCUAUCUAUCUAUCUAUCUUUUAUUCAUUUUCUCAAUGA